This is a messenger RNA of Dermacentor andersoni, 2803 nucleotides long. Lineage: Eukaryota; Metazoa; Arthropoda; Arachnida; Ixodida; Ixodidae. The record is from RefSeq and is a predicted model, not a curated record.
GUUCCCUGAGGAUGCGAGAAUGGAAGGAGAAGCUGGAAAUAAUAUGAGAGCGGAUAACGACAUCGAAAGAAAUGGCAGACCAACGCCAGUGACGCAACCGACCGGAAAGACGCGACUGCCUGCUGAGGAUGCGUUGAUACCGAAAACAGGAGGCAGACGUACAAGACCGGCAACAGUUGGCUUACCCUCACACUCGACUUCACAGCACAAAAACUGGCCAACCGUAGGAAAUCCCUCCAAUGCACGACAAGUGCAACAACGAACAACACUGGCAGCUGGCGCUUAUUCAAGCAUGCUGCCUGGUGCGGGAUCCAGUGAGGGCACGAAACCUAGCGGGGUUACAAGGAGCACUCACGAAGCGCCAUCAGUAAGCCCGUCUGGAACAGGAGGCACCGAGCAUUCCAGGCCUGGCAAAGUCACAAAGAGCACUGCUUCAGUGCCAUCAGGAAGCAUGCCUAGCACGGAAUCCAGUGAGGGCACGAAACCAGGCGGGGUUACAAAGGGCACUCCAGGAUCGCCAUCAGGAAGCACGCUUGGAACAAGCGGGACGGAGCAUUCACGACCUGGCAAAGGCACGAAGCGUACACCAAAAGUACCACCGGAAGGCACGCCUGGAACAGGAAGCACCCACGCUCAGAUUCCCACCGAAUUUCCAUGGAGCACUCCUUCAGAGGGAACAGAAGGCACGCCCGGAACUGGAAGGACCCCUCAUAGGGGUACUGGCAAGGGCACGAAGAGUACACCAAAAGUGCCACCAGGAGGCACGCCUGGAACAGGAAGCACCGAUCAUCAGAUUGCUACCGAACCCGGAACAGAAUGCACCGAUAACACAAGACCUGGCAAGGUCACAGGGAGAACUCCGAAGGUGCCAGCAGGAAGCACGCCUGUCACACGUGGAACAGCCAUCUCAGAGGGUACAAGACCUGGCUCGCCUGCCACCGAAACUCCUUAUGAAACGAGCUCGAGAAGGCCAGGACCUAGAAGUACUCAACUUACAAGUGAAGAAACGCCAGAAACAGGAACCACUGAGGUUGGAGGCAGCGGAACGCCUGAAACGGAAAGCCCAGGACAAGCGACACCCGUAACGCCUGGAACGGGAAGCACUGAACAUUCAUUGCCUUCAGCACCAACAUCCCUGGCUCCACCAUCUGAAGGUCCUGGAACUGGAACCCCUGAAGGCUCAUCGCCAGGAGGACAAACGCCCGAGCACCCAGGCUCAAUAACGACAAAAGAGGGAAGCUCUGAAGGGCCAACAGAAAGCACGAAAGGAAGAACCCCACCGUCUGGACAAAUCACGGGCUCGCCAGAAGGAGGAAGCCCUGAAGGGCCAACAGAAAGCCCGCCGGAAACAGGAAGCCCCGCCAGAACGCGCUCAACGAAGGAAGGAAGAACCACACCGUGGGGACCAAUCUCGGGCCCGACAGAAGAAGGAAGCACUGAAGGGUCAACAGAAAGCCCGCCAAUAAGCGCCACAGGAGGCCGCUCGACGAAGAAAGGAAGAACGAGUCCAGCAGGACCAAGCGAAGGCACGGGCGGAGGAAGUACACCCGAGGGACCCAGCUCUGGCAUGCCAGGAACGACAUCCAGUGAGGCGCCAACUCCUGAAACGCCAGGCACAGGACCAAGUGAGAAGGGGUCUGUGACGCCAAGCGGCCCCCCAGGUCCCGGAACGGGGCAACAAUCUACAAUACCAGGCAGGUGGCCAGAAACUACAAAAGCAGGCGCGGAAACCGAACCAACAGGCUCUGGUGCUGGGCAACAAUCAACAAUACCAGGCAGGUGGCCAGAAACUACAGAAGCAGGCGCGGAAACCGAACCAACAGGCUCUGGUGCUGGGCAACAAUCAACAAUACCAGGCAGGUGGCCAGAAACUACAGAAGCAGGCGCGGAAACCGAACCAACAGGCUCUGGUGCUGGGCAACAAUCUACAAUACCAGGCAGGUGGCCAGAAACUACAGAAGCAGGCGCGGAAACCGAACCAACUGGCUCUGGUGCUGGGCAACAAUCUACAAUACCAGGCAGGGAAACCGAACCAACAGGCUCUGGUGCUGGGCAACAAUCUACAAUACCAGGCAGGUGGCCAGAAACUACAGAAGCAGGCGCGGAAACCGAACCAACUGGCUCUGGUGCUUGGCCACAAGCUACAAUACCAGGCAGGUGGCCAGAAACUACAGAAGCAGGCGCGGAAACCGAACCAACUGGCUCUGGUGCUUGGCCACAAUCUACAAUACCAGGCAGGGUGAGUUUCUCGGAAUGGAAUACAGCAUCUUUCAUCAUCUUGCAACAUUUGGAAAACUGGUAACUUAUCAUAAAAGAGACAAAAUUUAAGAAUAGGUAAAUGCGCUUCUUCAGUCUAAAAACACCAUUCCUUAACUUCCACCUUGUUGUCUUUCCUCGCAUUCAAGGAUUUAAACCAAUCAGGCCAGGCGCAGUAAACUUAUUCUUAUUCCACAAUCGCAGUUUAUGUCUCGUCUACCGUUAUUAAAGUGGUGCGUCCCAAUUACAAGAAAUGGAAGACUAUAACGUAAACCGGAAGAAUAAUGCUAGCUCUAUUGGUUUCUUCAUUCUAGUGGCCAGAAACUACAGAAGCAGGCGCGGUAAGUUCCACAAAAUGAAAUUUAGUGCUUGUUCCAGCAUUUGUCACCGUGGAUAUACUAGUUUAGAUUGAGGUUCAAAAGUUAAUUCAAGGAUUACUGUUUUGUCCUUCGGAAUAAAACUCCAAUAUCUAUUGUCCGCUCUUAUUUAUUUCUGUAUGAACUGGAAACCAAACCAACUGGCUCUGGUGCUGUAAGUUUGGCUUCAG